CUGCCUUAAUAUAUGUAAUAAUAUAUUUCUGCCCUCCCAUUCAUAGCCUGGACUUGACGAGCCCAUCCCAUUGGAAGUGGCGCUAAUGAUGCUCGUCAGCCAUGAGUCAUCUUGUGCCAACGUGCUGAAGCUCCUGGACUGGUUCAGUGGCCCAGAAGAUUACAUUAUGAUCCUGGAAAGGCCGGAUCCAUGCCAGGAUCUGUACGAAUUCUGCUAUAGCAAAGGGGGCUACCUCUCAGAAGAUGUUGCAAGGCACGUGCUGAUGCAGGUGCUUCAGGCUUUGCGUCACUGCCAGGACUCAGGCGUCUUCCAUCGCGACCUCAAAACAGAGAAUCUGUUAAUCAGGACGGACACUUUGGAGGUUAAACUAAUUGAUUUUGGCUGUGGAGACAAAUGGAAAGACACCCCCUAUGUGGAAUAUUCAGGAACAGAGGACUUUGCUCCCCCAGAGUUGUUCCUGAGUGGGGAGUAUCUAGCUGGCCCCACCACGGUCUGGUCUGUAGGUGUCACACUUUACGAGCUAGUGUGCGGUUACUUGCCCUUCCGCAACAAGAGGGCAAUCAUCUCAGGCUGCCUGAUAUUCCCCUCAUGGGUCUCUCCUGACUGCUGCAGUCUGAUUCGCCAGUGCCUGAGGCGUAAGGUGGCGGAUAGGCUGACAUUGGAGGAGAUUCAGGUCCAUCCAUGGCUGCAGCAGACGUGA
This is a messenger RNA of Brienomyrus brachyistius, 700 nucleotides long. RefSeq names its product serine/threonine-protein kinase pim-1-like. Gene Ontology annotation, cellular component: cytoplasm. The transcript is spliced from 3 exons. Gene Ontology annotation, biological process: protein autophosphorylation; negative regulation of apoptotic process; regulation of mitotic cell cycle. The record is from RefSeq and is a predicted model, not a curated record. The coding region runs from base 86 to 700 and encodes 204 amino acids. Gene Ontology annotation, molecular function: protein serine/threonine kinase activity; ATP binding. NCBI's taxonomy places the organism in Eukaryota, Metazoa, Chordata, Actinopteri, Osteoglossiformes, Mormyridae.